Messenger RNA from Mesorhabditis spiculigera, 6687 nucleotides. Lineage: Eukaryota; Metazoa; Nematoda; Chromadorea; Rhabditida; Rhabditidae. The record is from the annotation of a GenBank genome assembly.
AUGGGCCCGGAUAUCAUCAUUCUCGACGAUGAUGAUGAGAAACCAAAAACGCCAAAGAAACGAAAGGUUGUGAAGAAGUCGGUGGGCGAAGUAGGUGGGCGCCAAUCCCUUCGGUUGGCGGCCAAGAAACGGAAAUGGUCAAUGGGACGAAGCGCCAAACUGUUGACCCGGCUGAAGGCGUGGAAGGAAGAGCUCAAUGAGAUCCCCAGGAAGAAGCCCUGCCCGCAACAAUACGAUAAUUUUGCAAUUCCAACAACAAGUGCCUCCAAAAUUCGGGAAUUCCCGGGUAAAAUCACACCGAUGAAAGUGAUUGUGAUGCGAGAGGAUGAGUGUAUUCUCAUCAAUGGCGCAUUUGAGAUUAUGGCAAUUGCUGGGGAAGCGUCGAUAAAUCGUCACGUUCUGAAGCCAGCGCCGUAUUCUGAGCAGAAUCUAGUCCCCGUUGUUUCACCGGAUAAAUGCCCGGCAUGUCUGAGUGGGCGAGAAUGUAUUCUCCCGGAAAAGGCUGGUCGCGUUGAGAGUCGAGUCAAAGAGUUAUGCCCAAACGACUACUUGGAAAUCGUGGAGCUGUGGCAAGAAGCGCCGACCAGUACUUGUAUAUUGGUGUUGAUGUCGCGUGUUGCCCCAGUUGUCACCAUUCUCUCCCAGCUAUAUGAUCAUUUCAUAAUUCCAAAAUCGUCGACAGAAACAAUGGUGCUGGCUAUGAUGAAUGACUAUCAGCCAUAUGACGGCGAAUCUAUUGCCCAGAUUCAGGGUCUCUGCGAGCAUAUCCAAUCGCAGGUCGAAAUGGGCGACCGUCAAUCCGUGGUGAUAACCGGUGCGGCAAACGCGGGCAAAUCGACGUUUCUCCGCAUAUUUGUCAACGAUUUUCUUUCCCGGAGCCAAAAUGGUGAUGUGUGGGUGCUGGAUUGUGAUAUCGGCCAAUCUGAGAUGAGCCCCUCUGGAUGUGUCACAUUGACCCGAAUAGACGCACCCAUUUUGUCGCCUCCGUUUGCCCAUCAACCGGCCCACUUCUCGAAUGCGUUCCUCUAUGGCAACAAACAAAUCGAGAAUCCUGCCCCUUAUUAUACAGCCAUUGAAAGGCUGAUUCAAGAGUGGAAAGAGUUCUCCACCCCCACCAGUCUCCUUGUCGUCAAUACAAUGGGUUUCAUCAUGGGUGAGGGUGCUGCUGCCCUCAAUCAUAUUUUCAACAGCCUCCACCGCCCCACCGCCGUCACUUUUGUCACGGCAUUUGGCACUUAUACGCCCCCAGCCGGCGUCAUUUCAAGGGAAUUCCACAUCAAUACACCCAACAAUUCUGGCGUUGAAUUGAAAAGUAAGAUCGGCCUCUCAGCACAGAAUCGUCAGCAGACAAUGCUCGGAUAUUUCUGCAAUCUGCUACAAUCGAGCUGUCGUCGUCAUUUGUCGAGCAUUGCCUCCCAUCCGCCAUUCGCCAUUGAUUUUAGCGCGAUUUGUCUGUGUUUCCCAGAGGAGAGAAUGUGUAUUGAUGACAAGCUCGUCCUCGCCGCCAUCAAUUGUACUUCCGUCGCCUUGGGGUAUUACGAUGAUGAGCAGAAAGCCGAGCCGACGCGUCGUCUUUUCGGGCUGAAAUCGUUCCCCCGUAUUCGAGGAAUGUCCCAUUUGAACAGCCAUCCCCCUCGGAUCGUUGGAUUCGGGCUGAUUCGAGCGGUUGAUGUCGAGAAAAAAAAGCUGUACCUAUUGACCCCGGUGCCGAGGGAAAAGAUGGAAAAGGUCGACUGCCUCAUUCGACCGAUGGAUAUCGAUUCGUUGUCUCUCCUCAUCACUUCACAGCUGGGUGAGAUCCCGUAUGCGGAUACGGUGAAACAGCAGCGUGGCGUUGACUUGCAAAAUGACAUCUACAGUGGAAUGCCCGCUCCAACGAAAUUGGAUCCCCGGAUCAAGACAUUGAUUGAGAAUGGAGUGGCCAAACAUCAUCGCUCGAUGUUUGUGAUUGUUGGGGAUAAAGCGCGAGAACAGAUCCCAAUCCUUCACCACAUGCUGACAAAGGCCGUGAUCGGAGAGCGACCCUCGUUGCUGUGGUGUUACAAGAAGGAUCUCGGCUUCUCUUCGAACAAACAGAAAAGAAUGAGACAAAUGAAGAAGAAGAGUCAAGUCGGAAAUGUCAUGCUUUCCGAUAGUCCGCUGGAUUCGUUCCUCUCGUCGACCAAGAUUCGCUAUUGCUAUUAUUCCGAGACGAAGAAUAUCCUCGGAAAUACCUAUGGAAUGGUCGUGCUUCAGGACUUCGAGGCUCUAACGCCGAACCUUUUGGCCCGAACUGUCGAAACAGUGGAAGGAGGUGGUUUGGUGCUUCUGCUGCUCCAUUCUGUGAAUUCCCUUCGACAGCUAUACGCCAUUUCAAUGGACGUUCACCACCGCUACAGAACAUCGGCCAGCGGGGAUGUGACGGCCCGGUUCAACGAGCGCUUCAUUCUCUCUCUUUCCAGCAAUCCCGCUUGCUUGGUAGUUGACGAUUCGCUCCAAGUUCUGCCAAUCUCCAGCCACAUCUCCAAGAUUCAGGCCGUUCCCGCUUCGCUAAAGAACGAGACGACGCCGAAUGACGCGCAAUUGAAAGAGCUGAAGGAUCAGAUGAAGGACUCUCGCCCUAUCGGCUUCCUUCUCAGCAAAUGCAGGACGUUGGAUCAGGGCAAAAUAUUGCUCAAAUUAAUCGACGUGCUAACCGAUAAGGCCCUCAAUGUGACCUGCUCAAUUACGGCGGCUCGUGGAAGGGGAAAAUCGGCGGCUCUAGGCCUAGCCCUGGCUUCGGCGGCGGCUUUCGGGUACACGAGCAUCUUUGUCACAUCGCCUUCGCCCGAAAAUCUGAAGACCCUCUUCCAGUUUAUUGUCAAGGGAUUUGAGGCGAUGGAUUGGAAGGAACACAUCGAUUUUGAGACGACCCAGUCAAAAGAUCCGCAAUUCAACAAGGCGCUUGUCAGUAUUGUUAUUACAAGGGAACAUCGACAGGUUAUACAGUACAUCGACCCGUCAGAAGCCGAUAAACUGGGACAGGCCGAAUUGCUGGUAGUUGAUGAAGCGGCAGCCAUCCCUCUUCCACAAGUCAAGAAGCUCAUUUCCGGCCCAUACAUGGUAAUGAUGGCGUCGACAAUCUCUGGAUAUGAAGGAACGGGCAGAUCGCUGUCGAUGAAGCUUCUCACACAAUUGAGGGCUCAAGCCGAGGGACUGGCAACGCUACAGAAGGAGAAGAACAUUGGCGCUAAAGGCCGUAUCCUGCACGAGUUGCAGCUGGAAGAGAGCAUCCGCUAUCGUCCAGGGGAUGAUGUGGAAGCGUGGCUAUCCCGUGUUUUAUGCCUCGAUGCCCCGGCUGCCGCCCAAAAGCUCAAUUGUGGCAUUCCGCCGCCGGCCAAUUGUCAAUUAUACUACGUGAAUCGGGACACGCUCUUCUCAUUCCACAAGGCUUCUGAGGCGUUUCUGGGACAGAUCAUGUCAAUCUACGUCUCGGCCCACUACAAGAAUUCGCCGAAUGAUCUGCAGAUGUUAUCGGAUGCUCCUGCCCAUCAUCUCUUCGUGUUGAUGGCCCCGAUUGAGAAAGACGAUACCGGAGUACCGCAGGCGCUGGCCGUUGUUCAAGUGUGUUUCGAGGGGAAUAUCUCGCGGGCUACCGUCUCGAAAUCCCUCAGCACUCAUCAGAUCCCCGCCGGCGAUUUGAUCCCCUGGACCGUAUCCCAGCAAUUCCAGGACAAGCAAUUUCCGUCUCUGUGUGGUGGCCGUAUCAUCCGCAUCGCUGUCCACCCGGAUUAUCAAGGAAUGGGCUACGGAACGAAAGCGCUAGAACAACUGGAGGAAUAUUAUCUCGGAAAGAUCCCAUGCACGGUGGAUAAAUCAGUCAAGGCCAAGAAGGAGGAGAUUGGAACCGUCAAGUCAAGCGCCCUGGGUCUCCUGGAAGAGCAGAUUAGCCCUCGCACCGAAUUGCCCCCACUUCUGCUUCGACUUGAAGAGAGAAAGGCCGAGAAACUCGAUUAUUUGGGCGUCUCAUUCGGGUUGACACUGCCCCUGUUGAAAUUCUGGAAACGGGCCCGCUUCGCGCCCGUCUAUUUGCGCCAAUCGGCCAAUGAUAUCACCGGGGAACACACUUGUAUCGUGUUGAAGCAAUUGGUCCAUGAUGAUGAGGACGAACGUUGGCUGUACCCGUAUUGGGCGGAGUUCCGUGCCCGUCUCAUCGAGCUGCUCUCUUUUGAAUUCCGCAAAUUCACCGCUCAGAUGUCAUUCUCGCUCCUUCAACUCCCCUCCAAUACCCUGCCACCGCAACCCAGAAAAGAGCUUACCCGUGCAGAAUUGGGUCUCCUGCUCUCUGAUGCUUCUCUGGGUCGUCUGGCAGCGUAUUCUCGUUCUCUGGUUGAUCACUCCCUCAUCACUGAUCUCCUGCCCACACUCGCCAAGAUCUAUUUCCUCGAGAAGCUGUCAGAAGAGGCCAAGUUGUCGGCGGUUCAAGCGGCCCUGUUGGUUGGAAUGGGAAUGCAGAGGAAGGACGGGCAUACGCUGGCUCAGGAGAUCGAUCUGCCGCUCAAUCAGAUAAUGGCCGUGCACAACAAAUCUAUCCACAAGCUCUCCCAGGCCCUGGACACUAUUUGUGAGGGAGCCAUUCAAAAGGCGCUCGAUGGAGAUCACGACGAAGCGGACGAGGAUGAGACGAUGGAGAAGAUGAAGCCGUUGGCACAGACGCUGGAGGAAGAUCUGGAACGAGUAUCGGGAGAGAUCAAGAAGAGACAAGAGAAGGAUAGAGAAGAAAUGGCAAACGAGAUCCCCGUCAAGGGACUUGACAAAUACGCAAUCGGAGGGUCGGACGCGGAUUGGCAGAAGCUGCUGGCCACCGGAAAUAUGGGCGGAACGGUGUCGUUGAAGAGCAAAAGAAAGCCAGUGUUCAUGGAUAUUCCCGACGAGAAACCACAGGCCAAGCGGAAGGCGUAUCUACCCCUCAAAAUGGUCAAAAUCGACGAGACUCCGGAAUAUGGACCUCAACAAUGUCCCAGUGGGGAGCAGAUUGUUGUUACAGAAACCCUCCAUCAAACCGUCGAGCUAGAAAAUGGGCCGUCAGCCUCUCCACCCCGUUCUCCAUCACCGGCCGGAUCGGAUUUGUGGAGGAAUACGAACAACGAUCUCCUCGACAAGGCCUCGGAUAUGUUGAACAGCUAUUCUCCACUCCAGGUGUUGAAGCUGUUAUUCCCCGGGAUGCCGACUCCCCCGGCCUCAUACGGCGAUCGGGCAAUUCUGUCCAUUCUUUCCGAGUUGAUCGAUCAGCCGCCAAUCAGAAAGAAGCUGCCCGACUUCAACACGUUCUCCGAUGCCGUUGAACUGUUCCGGCGUUCGAAGAAGAUUCUGAUGUUAACGGGUGCUGGCGUGUCUGUCAGUUGUGGAAUCCCCGAUUUCCGCUCGAAAGACGGCAUCUAUGCUCGAUUACAUGUCGAUUUCCCGGACCUUCCCGACCCGACAGCCAUGUUUGACAUCUCGUAUUUUCGGCGUAAUCCGGCCCCGUUCUUCGAUUUUGCCAAGGAGAUUUUCCCGGGUCAAUUCGAGCCAUCGGUCUCGCAUAAAUUCAUCAAAUGUUUGGAGGAGAACGAGCAGUUGUUGAGGAAUUAUACGCAGAAUAUUGACACGCUGGAGAGGCAGACGGGCAUUACGAGGGUUGUCGAAUGUCAUGGCUCAUUCUCAAAGGCAACCUGCUUGACGUGCGGAAUGAAAUACCCCGGAGAAGCGAUAAAAGAAGAUGUGAUGGCGAAGAGAGUGGCCAGAUGCACGAAAUGCAAGCGGGGCAUCAUCAAGCCGGAUAUCGUGUUCUUUGGCGAGGAUCUGGGCCAUGAUUUCCACCAGCAAAUGGCCCUCGAUAAGGAUCAUGUCGAUUUGGUCGUCGUUAUUGGCUCAUCCCUGAAAGUGCGCCCGGUCUCCCUCAUCCCAUUUGCCGUCAGCCCUGAUGUACCGCAGAUUCUCAUUAAUCGGGAGCCACUGUCGAACUACACGGCGGAUAUCGAGCUGUUGGGCAAUUGUGAUGAUAUCAUUACAAAUAUCUGUCUCGAACUCGGAGGGCCAUUCCAGAAAUUGGUUGAUGAACAUGACGCUCGAAUCAGCGAGAAAAACGGAGAUAACGCCGAGAAGCCGACAAAUCGCAAGAAGCUGAAUGAAAUUGCCGUCGAGAAAUUUUAUCAGAUAAUGCAAGAUAUCGAAGAAAGGGAGAUGCAGCAGGCUUCAUCAUCGUCUACUGAUGGACAAGAAGAUGAAGAUAGCGCCUCGAGCCCGAAAAAGCCGCGGCUCGAUCUGCCGGUGGCACGACGACACAUUCCCAUUGACGCUCAGCUGCCCAAGGAUUCGUACUUUAGGACAUCUACGAACCGUUGUGUAUUCCCGGGCUCAGAGUUGCACUAUGAUUUGGUGCAGAAGAGAUGUGUCGUCAUCAAUCAUCAUGUCAAUUAUACCAAUAGAAACGGCUGGUCGAGUGAUGACGAUGAUAGCGAUGAUAGCAGUGACAGAUCGAUUCGAGGCGGAAGUGAGCCGGCUGUUCAGACGUGUGAAAACGAGGAUCGCGAGGUGCGUUCCCUAUCCUGUGCCCCGGCGCUCGACAUCGACGCGAAGAUGUCGGCCGAGAAGCAGAGAGAAGAGCUCAGCGCUGCAUUCUGCCAAUCUGACGAUUCUUCUGAUGAUGGAGACGCCGAAAUGUUGAAUGAUCAACUUAUUGAUCUCUUC